GGUCCUCGUCGAACGCGGAGAUGGUACGACGGUAGGUGAAACUGCGUCGCGAAUCUCCGUUUUCAAAUCCGAACGAUCGCUCUUUGCUCUUUGUCGCGCGUAUGUGCGUGCGUACAGCGAACGUACCGAAACGAGGCAACUGCAGAGACGAGUAGACGCCGGUCGAUCGACGAACGGCUGGACGAGAGGAAAACCGAGCAAGCUACGGAGCGAGAACGGAGUAGUCGGGGCCAGACCCAUGGCCGGGAAUUCUCCUCGCCGGCUCUGGUCGUGGAUCUCGAUCCUGAUCCUGCCCGCGUGUUUGCUUUCUUCCUCGAAAGGCCAACGAGUUCCGUGCGUUUCUCGUCUCUCGAAUACCACCGAGCGAAACGAACGCGGAGACAAAGCGGAAGUGAUGCUCUUCUCGAGAGAACGUUGCGACUAUCGGACCGAUACCACCGCCAUCGACGCCGACGUUCGACGUUGUCUCGAUCGAUUUUCCAACUUGGACGUGCGAAUCACCGUUGUACCUUUCUCGCUGUCGUGCGAAGCGAAAACUCGAGGCCUCGACGCUCUGUUACGCGUGCUUGGCGAGGGAAGAGCGAAAGCUCUGGUAGCUGUUCUCGACUCACCGAUGUGCGAAAUUACCAGAGACUCGGAGGAGAAGCGACUCUCGUCGAUCGUUAGACUGUCGCCGUCGUUGCCUGCGAUAGCGAAAGCCCUCGCGGAAAUGUUGAUGCACUUGCGAUGGAAGACCGUAGCGAUCGUAGGAACGGAUCGCGAACCAUGGACGAGUCUUGAAACGGCGUUGUCCAACUCUUUGCAAAGUGCAGGAAUCGUGGUGCGACGACGCGUGCUGUUACCGCAUCGAGCUUCUCUCCGACAGAUUCGAAGAAUUCUCCGCACCGUUCGCGACGUUUCUCGCAGAGUUACCGUGUUGUGUCUACCGACGACGUCCGACGAGGAUGGACUGAUAACUCGCGUGCUCUCCGAGAUAGACGCGGUACAGCGAUCCUCGAAUUCUACGUGGAACUCCUCCGUGACCGUCGUCGUUCACACGGAAGACGACGAUCUCUUUCUACCGACCGGAAACGCUUUCGUCUCUCGUUUCGAUUCGGCGAGGCCCGACGUUUCGCUUCCGAUCGCUUUGUCGUCUUCCGACGAUCUCUCUGCUACCGACGUAUCCUGCGACGACGAACUGAUCUCUCGGGAAGGAGACGACGGUAACGACGCGACGACGGAACGAGUGACAGACUCGGUGUUGGAAGAAGCAGACGACGUGGACGAAGAAGCGGAAGAAGCGGAAGAGACGCGGAACAAAUCGAGAGUAACGACUCGUCGUCGUCGGUUCCUUCCACCGAGAAACUUGAGUUCUACUUUUCUAGAAAGAUUGAUGACCGUGACGCCUCUCGAUUGCAGAUACGACGUGGAGAGAGUGUUCGAGGGCGCGGAGAGGUACGCAGCGCCAACGUUGAUGGACCGUCUGAACGAGGCCGUCGACAUCUUGACGAACAACGACAAUUCUAGCGUAAACGCGUUCAAUAACAAAAUUUACACGUACGUUAUGCUCGAUUGGCGCGUCGACGUCUGGAAACCUGUAAUGAUCGCGGUGGAAGGAAGCGACGGAUUGUUCGUUCGAAAGUUAUCGACGAACGCGACGGCGUUUCGCGAUACGAACGACGCCGAUUUCCCAAGGUGCAGCAACGUCGACGUCGACGGGAUUCCCUUUGUCGAUUGCACGGAGGCGACCGCUUCCGACGACGAAUCGUCGACGUUUCGUAUCGCGCGCGUCGUCGCUGUCGUCCUGGGAUCCCUCUUGUUGACCGUUUUCGCCGUGUCGAUCGCCGUCUUCGUCAGAAAAAAGUUGCUUCAGAAGAGAAUGUCCAAAGGCCCGUACAAGAUCAUCUUGACCACGUCGGACUUUGUAUUUCCUCGAGUACCUCGAGUAGAUUCCACGAGGGUGGACGAGGGUAUCGAGACCAUGUUGUGCUGCUGGUUGCAACAACUGCAAGAAUUUGGCGGGCCGGAAGUGGAAAAGCCAGACUUGCUUCGACUCGGGAGCGUGUCGUCUUUGAAACCGUGUUUGCCGACUAGCACGGGAAAUCUGACGCGUCCCAACUUCUUCAAAGACCCACGCGCGAGAUACAACAUCCACGGUCUGCGCCAUGAAAAUCUCAAUCCCCUGAUAGGAUGUUUGAACGAGCCGACGAGACCGUGCCUCGUUUACGAAUAUUGUUCGAGAGGAUCGUUGGAGGACGUACUGGUGCAAGACGAGAUCAAACUCGACUGGUCCUUUAGACUGUCGUUUCUCACCGAUCUCGUGCGGGGUAUGAGAUAUCUUCACGGUACGCCGAUACGCGUACACGGUUACCUCACGUCCCGAAACUGCGUUAUCGACGCUCGCUGGGUUCUCAAGGUGACCGAUUACGGACUGCCUGUUUUCUACGAAGCGCAAAAUAUCGUUCCUCCGACGAGAAACGCCAGAGGUAUGAUGGUUUCGACCGUUCCCGUCGCGAGGGAAUCUGUCUUUCGUGUACCUGUCCGACGAACUUCGAUCGAUGGAAAUGACGCAAUUUCCGCGUUUCGUCUCGUAGAUCUUUUGUGGACGGCACCCGAAUUGUUGAGGCGACCGAAUCUUCGGAAGAGAGGAACGCAAGCCGCGGAUGUUUAUAGCUUUGGUAUCGUUAUGCAGGAGGUGGUGGUUCGCGGAGAACCGUUUUGCAUGCUUGCUUUGUCUCCGGAAGACAUCGUUGAAAAAGUGAUGAAACCACCGCCGCUGAUCAGACCGUCGGUGAGCAAAGGUGCCGCACCGCCGGAAGCGAUAAAUAUCAUGCGUCAGUGUUGGGCAGAGGCGCCAGAUAUGAGACCCGAUUUUAACGACGUUCACGAUCUUUUCAAAAAGCUCAACCAUGGGAGAAAAGUCAACAUCGUCGAUACGAUGUUCCAAAUGUUGGAAAAGUACUCGAACAAUUUGGAGGAAUUGAUACGCGAACGUACGGAACAAUUGGACGUGGAGAGGAAGAAGACGGAACAAUUGUUGAAUCGAAUGUUGCCAAGCUCUGUCGCGGAGAAAUUGAAGGUAGGCAUGCCUGUCGAUCCCGAAGAAUUUCGAGAGGUAACGAUCUAUUUCUCCGACAUUGUUGGUUUCACCGCCAUCUCCGCGCGUUCGACCCCGUUCCAAGUGGUUGAUCUUCUGAACGAUCUGUACACCUGCUUCGACGCUACGAUCAACGCGUACACCGUGUACAAGGUGGAAACGAUAGGAGACGCUUACAUGGUCGUAGGUGGUUGUCCGGUAAGAAUACCGGACCACGCUUCUCAGAUAGCUACCAUGGCUCUCGAUUUGCUGCAUCAAAGUGGAAAAUUCAAACUGAAACAUCUGCCCGGAACUCAACUGAGGCUUCGAAUCGGCCUUCACACCGGACCUUGUUGCGCCGGUGUUAUUGGCCUGACUAUGCCGAGAUACUGCCUUUUCGGCGAUACCGUCAAUACCGCGUCGAGGAUGGAGUCUACCGGCGCACCCUGGCGUAUUCAUCUCAGCGAAGCAACGAGAGAUCGACUGACUCGGGUGGGUGGAUAUCGGAUCGAAUACCGCGGGCCGACGGAAGUCAAAGGCAAGGGAAAGAUGCCUACUUAUUGGUUACUAGGGAAACAAGGUUUCGACAAGGAACUUCCAACGCCACCGCUGCUUGGGCUGAACGACGGUUCGACGUUGGAGAGUUUGACGAACGAAGAGAGCACCGUAUCGCCAGACGUUGUUAGUUGCGACGUGCCGGUGGAAGUCGUUGUUGCUCGGUCGAGCGAAGAUACAAAGGGAGAUGAUGCACGCGAGAACGACGACGGAUGUCGUUGCGACGUAUCCGCGAACAUCGACGAUAAUGCGGUCGAGAAUACGGUCGAGAAAAAUCCAGAGACGCGUGCAGUCGCGGUCUCUGUGCACGAUGAACUUGGAUCUGUGCACGGAGAUGCAAAUUCUUCCUCGAAAUCGACGGUCGACGCUUUGGAAGUUUCAUCGUCGAGGAAAAAAUCGUCGAGCGAAAGAGAAAGCGACGGUACCGACGCAGCCACUGUCGUUGUCAACAGUGGUACUUGCAACGAUGCUCGAACGUCUUUAGGAACGUCUGCUAUAUUUUGUACGGAAACGACUAUUCUCGGCGCGUCUACCAGUUCUCUCGCGUCGAUUUCAAGCUCGACUACGGUCCCUUACAGACCCGGUCCGGCAAGACAUCGGAGAAUAGGUUACAUCGAUGAGAACGACUUGAGCACGCCCAACAGCAACAGCAACAGCAACAGCAACAACAACCGCAACCACUAUCGUUGCAACAACAAAACUUAAAUACGGUACCAAGACUGUACAAGCAAAACAGCGCGGGGGCAGCGAAUGAUUUGGAACGUAUCGAGGAGGUACCAUCUACUCCACCUACUUCUCUUCUUCGACGCUACAGACAAGCCGCGUCCGUUUCUCUUUCGGUAGAAUCUUUGACGCUCCGUUGA
This is a messenger RNA of Heterotrigona itama, 4473 nucleotides long. The record is from the annotation of a GenBank genome assembly. Lineage: Eukaryota; Metazoa; Arthropoda; Insecta; Hymenoptera; Apidae.